AUGUUACGGACUCUUAAGUUACCCAGGAAAUCCCUCCUCAAGGUUUUCACGUCCUUAUUAUUGUUAUACACUGUAUUCUUGAGUGUUAAGUCACUUUCGGACACCACAAUAAGUCAGUAUAAACUUCGAAUAGAAAAUUCUGUAAAAUUAAAAUUCAAAUCAUUUUAUCUGAACUUCUUACUGUCAACGUUAGAUUUGGAUAUCAAUCCUUAUUUCAUGAAGAAGCUUCAAAUUUUAAGAACAGAAAAAUUGAAAAACGACUGGAAUGGAGAACUAUGGGAGCUUGACGAAUCAAAGCUCACACCUGCCCUGUUUCAGAUUCAAAUCCCUUCAUACUAUUUUGACUCAGAAAUCAAGAAGCCUCCUGUACAGCCAUUCGAUCCCAGACUUACUUUGUCUGUAUAUCUUAGGUUUUUAACUGAAAAUCCAAGGGCACUGGCUCCUUUUCACUGGUCAGACUGGAUAGAUUUUUCUAAACUCAACAAAUAUAUUCUUAACCCAAAGAAGGCUAAAUGCAAAGAGUUAUUUGACAUUCUGAAUAAUAAAGAUUUAGUAGGAGAUGGUGUAAUAUCAAACUUGGAAGAUUACUGUGAAGAUGACGAAUCAUCACCAUUGGGUUUUAAAAUUACAAAGUUCACUGGACCGCAAUCCGUCGAAAAUAGAGAAGUGCUAGGUAAAGCAUUUCUAUAUUCCACCGCUCCCUCUCCUGUUAAACUCGUAUUUUUAACCGAUAAUGAAGGAUCAUAUGAAAUUAAGGUCAAAAAUUUUCACGACAAUGAUUUGAAAUACAGUUUAUUGGGAAGUAAUCUUAUACCUCAUUUAAUCGAAAAGAAUGCCAUCUCACAAGACAUUGAUGUUAUGGAGAUUUACAAAAGUGUGUUAACUACAGCACCUCCAACUAAUAAAGGCGAUGCAUUAACCGAUUAUAAGAUAAAUAUCCCAAGUUCUUCGUUUGAUGUGGAUGCAGAAAAGGUAAUAAAAGAUUUAGAGAUUAAAGAGCGUACCCUUAACAGAAUCGAUAAGAAUUAUUUAAAUUCAAUUCGAUUUUCAGUUUCCACUGAUAAUCCUCCCAAAUACUUUUGUGAAGCAAAAUUACCUCAAAAGUUCCAGCAAAAUUGGUUGGGUGAGCACUAUGACUGGAGAUUUUUCAAUGGAUUAACGGUGGGGAAGUCAGUUCAGACUUCUGCUCUUCAUAGACUUAUCAAAAAUUAUUUCAGUUUCGCUAGGCAAAAUGGAAUUAUUACUUGGGUUGCUCAUGGCUCUCUCCUUUCAUGGUACUGGAACGGUAUAGCUUUUCCUUGGGACACAGAUAUUGAUGUUCAAAUGCCGAUAUCGGAUUUACAUAAACUUGGAAAGAGAUUCAAUCAAUCAUUAGUUAUCGAAAAUAUUGGAAAUCGAAAAAACAAUUUCAGCGGAAUGGGAAAGUAUUUUGUUGACGUUGGAUCGUCAAUCACGCAUAGAGAGAAGGGAAAUGGGAAUAAUAAUAUCGAUGCUAGGUUCAUAGAUAUUGAUACUGGCUUGUAUAUUGAUAUUACUGGCUUGGCACUAACUAAAACACCAGCGCCAUCGAGAUAUGAUUAUUUGAUAGAGGGUGAUAAUCAAAAGAAAAUGAUCGUAGUAUCAUCUACAGAGGAUGGUAAAAUUAAUAAUAGAGUUAAGAACGAACAAUUACGAGCUUUUAAUUGCAGGAAUAAUCAUUUCAGCUUGUACGAAGAACUUUCUCCCCUCAUUUUGACAGCUGUGGAAAAUCAGUUGUGUUAUAUACCCUCAAAAUUCUUAAUGCCUUUAAACAAUGAGUAUCAUGUUAGGGGACUUACUGAAAAGAAUUUCAAGGGAUAUAUUUAUUUAAACAACUUGAGACUUUGGAUUCCUGAAGGCAUUAUUCUUAACUAUUUAGAAGAUCCCUUGAAGUUUGUUCGCCAGCAUAAUUCGACUUUGAACAACCCAAAGGCUGGGAAGACCAAGAGUGCCGAUCUUGAAUUGAACCAAUCAAAAGAUAAAAGAAGUGACAAGAAAACAAUUACAGGGUAUGAUAAAAUAAUGAUUAAUCAACUAACGGUGGAUGACCACUUGAAUCUUUUGCAGCAUAAUAAAAUUUUCAAAGACUUCUACAAAACUUACCCGUUUACCAAGUUUCAUUACAAUGAAAUAAUGCAUUUAACGAGAGGUGAUCUAGAAAGUUCAAAAGAACUUUUAGAGCAUUAUGAAAAUCGAUUUCUAAUAAAUAAACCAUUAGAACCAGACUUAUUUAUGACGAAGGUGGUUAAGGACGAAUGGAAUUAUAGUCUAGAAAUUGAAAAAAUUAUAAAGUUAACCCAGUUUUAUGAGCAGCAGUAA
Molecule: messenger RNA, 2337 nt
Organism: Priceomyces carsonii
Lineage: Eukaryota; Fungi; Ascomycota; Pichiomycetes; Serinales; Debaryomycetaceae
Exons: 1
Coding region: 1-2337 (778 amino acids)
Source: RefSeq, a predicted model, not a curated record